Molecule: messenger RNA, 822 nt
Organism: Trametes versicolor FP-101664 SS1
Lineage: Eukaryota; Fungi; Basidiomycota; Agaricomycetes; Polyporales; Polyporaceae
Exons: 4
Coding region: 1-822 (273 amino acids)
Source: RefSeq, a predicted model, not a curated record
AUGUACCCCUUCUACCCAACCCCGUUCUUGGUCGGCUUCGUGCUGACGGCCGAAGCGCUGGCACUCCCACUUGCUUCUCCUGCUCUCGAAGAAGUUUACUCUGCGACUAUGCCCCUGUCAUCCAUACCCACUUCGUCUGCCAGUACGAAGGAGAUGCCCGACGAUCCAGAAUCCGACACCAUGUCAUUUGACUUGCGUGGCAUGCCUCUCGUCGCCAGUCCCGAGGACGCCGAAAUGUCCGAACGGGCCUCAAGGCAUCUUCCGAAUCCUAGUACGAUCCCUCUCCUCGGCCGUGGUGACGAAGAUCCCUCCGCGAAUUUGAGCAACGCGAGCACCGACUCGUGCCAAAUCGCCGUGGGCCUUUUGCGAGAAGACUUCGCGGGACACGGACUACCACUCACAAGCCUGGUCAUCGAAUCGUCCACCUUACUACUGCUCGCCGGAUAUGUGCUCUACUUUCUAUGUCGCACCAAGCUCCGGCGCCGGCCAAUGGUCUAUCUUUCCGCCGCUAAUACUCCCGUUUCUUUCACCUUCCCGCACCGGGAAUCCAUCUUCAAGCACACGCCGCCCACCGCAGCUCAACCCAGCAUCGCGUCGCUCUCGAAGAUCGACGAGGACUCCCUCCCGCCCACGCCCACCCAGUCCGCGCCCGGGUUCUACUCGCACCUGGCCGCGCUGUCUCCGCUGCGCGGACCGCCCAGCAGCCCCGCCCGCGCUGUGUCGCGCGCUGCGUCCUUCUGCACGCGCUCGGGAUCAAGCUCUACUGCCUGCGAAGGCGGCAGCCUCGAGAAGAAGUCGAGCUUUCUUUCGCUGAAGGGUUGA